Molecule: messenger RNA, 2986 nt
Organism: Salarias fasciatus (jewelled blenny)
Lineage: Eukaryota; Metazoa; Chordata; Actinopteri; Blenniiformes; Blenniidae
Gene: dldh
Product: dihydrolipoamide dehydrogenase
Exons: 12
Coding region: 177-2597 (806 amino acids)
Biological process (GO): multicellular organism development; Notch signaling pathway; cell communication
Cellular component (GO): membrane
Molecular function (GO): calcium ion binding
Source: RefSeq, a predicted model, not a curated record
GAGGCUGAAGAAAAGCGCAACAGAGGAAAACUUUGAUUUCAUCUUUUCUCCCACUCUCCAAACCUCACCUUGACUGUGACACAGCGGAGAGCUUCUGUGACUUUCUCCAUGAGUGUUUGAGUCGAGCUCCACGGACCUGUGCAGCUUUCACUGCUUACCGAGGGCCUGUCAGCACAAUGGGACGCCUGUGUCUGCUCCUGCUUGUCAACAUCACCCUGCUCACCUGCCAGGUUUUGUGCUCAGGAGUUUUUGAGCUGAAGUUGCAGGAGUUCCUCAACAAGAAGGGGAUAACGGGGAACUCCAACUGCUGCCCGGGAGGCUCGGCUCAUCCGCAGGGCCACCAGCAGUGCGAGUGCAAGACUUUCUUCCGCGUCUGUCUGAAGCAUUACCAGGCCAACGUCUCCCCGGAGCCCCCCUGCACCUACGGCGGGGCGGUGACCCCCGUCCUCGGCUCCAACUCCUUCCAGGUGCCGGAGACCAACGCGGACAGCUUCACCAACCCCAUACGCUUUUCCUUCGGAUUCACGUGGCCAGGGACGUUUUCACUGAUCAUUGAAGCUCUGCACACAGACUCCCUGGACGACCUGGCAACAGACAACCCUGAGCGUUUGAUCAGCAGGAUAACCACUCAGCGUCAUCUCACUGUGGGAGAAGAAUGGUCCAAAGACAUGCAGACAAGUGGCAGGACAGAGCUGCGCUACUCCUACCGCUUCCUGUGUGACGAACACUACUACGGCGACGGCUGCUCCGUUUUCUGCCGGCCCAGGGAUGACGCCUUUGGGCACUUCACCUGCGGAGAGCGUGGAGAGAUCAUUUGUAACUCUGGCUGGAAAGGCCAGUAUUGUACUGAACCAAUCUGCCUUCCUGGAUGUGAUGAAGAACAUGGCUUUUGUGAUAAACCCGGAGAGUGCAAGUGUCGUGUGGGCUUCAGUGGGCGCUACUGUGACGACUGCAUCCGUUACCCAGGGUGCCUCCAUGGCACCUGCCAACAGCCCUGGCAGUGUAACUGCCAGGAGGGAUGGGGAGGGCUAUUCUGCAACCAGGAUUUAAACUACUGUACCCACCACAAGCCCUGUUUGAACGGAGCCACCUGUACCAACACUGGCCAGGGGAGCUACACUUGCUCUUGUCUACCUGGAUUCACUGGUGCCAGCUGUGAGAUUGAGGUUAAUGAAUGCUCCGGAAACCCUUGUCGCAACGGAGGCAGCUGUGCUGACAAUGAGAAUGGCUAUAAGUGCACCUGCCCACCUGGUUUCUAUGGCAACAACUGUGAAUUAAGCGCCAACACCUGUGCGGAUGGGCCCUGCUUCAACGGUGGACGGUGUGUCGACAACCCAGAGGGCGGCUACUUCUGUCAGUGCCCGAUGGGAUAUGCUGGCUUUAACUGUGAGAAGAAAAUCGACCAUUGCUCCUCUGAUCCCUGUUUAAAUGGUGCAGAAUGUGUAGAUCUGGUGAACUCCUACCUCUGUCGGUGUCCAGAGGGGUUUAUAGGUCAAAACUGCGAGGACAGCAGCAGCAUUUCUGGAUACUGCCUCUCCUUCCCUUGUGAGAACGGUGGCACAUGCCAGGAGGGAGCGAAUGACUACACAUGUACCUGUCCUCCAGGUUAUACUGGAAAAAACUGCAGCUCCCCCAUCUCUCGCUGUUCUCAUAACCCCUGUCACAAUGGGGCCACCUGCCACGAGCGCGGUGGUCGUUAUGUGUGCGCCUGUGUGCCCGGCUACGGUGGCCACAACUGCCAGUUUCUCCUACCGGAGGCUCCCAAGCGUCAGCCGGUUGUGGAUGGACCGGAUCGGCGGUAUUUGUCCUCAGACACUGGAAACGCUGAAGACGAGGAGGAUGAGGACAGUGGAUUUCCCUGGACGGCCGUUUGUGCUGGUGUAUUCCUUGUUCUUGUGAUGCUGAUCGGCUGCUCGGUGCUUGUGGUCUACGUUCGGAUCAAGCUGCAGGAGCGACACGGCCACCACGGCGACAGCGUCCACAGCGACAGCCGCGAGACCAUGAACAACCUGACGACCACCAACAACUGUCUUCGCAGCGACAAAGAACUGGGCGCUAUGAUGGCAACGUCUAUUAAAAACACUAACAAGAAGGCUGAUUACCAUUCAGACCUUGCUGGGUCGUUGGGUGGUCUGAGUGGCAUCAGUGGGCUCACAGGAUCAGAGAAAAACGGUUUUAAGACUCGCUACCCGAGUGUGGAGUACAACUUGGUGCAUGAGCUCCGGCCUGAGGAGCUACCGCUGUGUAAAGAAGAGAGCCACAAUGAGGCGGAGGCCAAAUGUGAAGUACUGGAUGAGUCUGACACAGAAGAAAGUGACAGAAGAAGGCGAAACAGUGACGUAUCAGAAAAGAAGCAUGCUGCAGAGUCACCAAGUUGCAGUGAGGCAAAAUAUCAGUCAUCCUCUGAUUUGAACUGUCACGCAGCGAGUGACCCUAAAAGUCAGUCCACCAGUGACAUCAAGUUCCAGUCAACCAGCGACGCUGAGUACCAGAGUCCCAGCGACAGCCGGUACCAGUGUGCCACCGACACCAAAUACCACUCCGUCUAUGUCAUGUCGGACCAGAAAGACGAAUGUAUCAUUGCUACAGAGGUAUGAUACCAGUCAAGACCAGAUCAGGCGGUUCUUCUGGCUGAUGGCGGUUCACACACACCAGCCCUGAGCAGUAGAGCUCAUCUUGUCUCUGGGAGGUUUUACUCCUGCUGUUUGCUGCUGUUUCCUGGGAUUUACCAGAGGACUUCGUGCCAAGAUGCUGACAAGCCAGUGCAGAGUCAGUGUCUGCUCGGCAAACACCUCAGUACUACACUAGUACUUUGGGUGAGUUCUGGAUACACAUGAUCUUCAUUGGAUAGAGGUCAGACUCGGACUCAGUGCUAUGGCUGAAAUACCAGAGGACAGUCCAAGCACAUGUACAGACUUUGUACAGAAACAGUGCUAAAUGAGCGCAGUCGGAGGAAGAAGACUGCCGAAGAACUGAAGAAGACCUC